GGAAGGAAGGGGCGGGAACCCGGAGGUUGCCGCUUGCGCCGGCGCUGCCGCCUUUCGGUGCAGGCGGGCUGGGCGCUCCGCAUUCGCCAAGCGCGCGCGUGUGUGUCGGGUUUGCCAUGGUGCUGUUGCGCCGCGUGGCGCUGCCUCUGCUGCUGGCGCUGGCGGCGGUGGGGUGCCCGCGGGUGGCCUGGUCCCUGGUGUGGUACACGGCCUGGGUGACCACCAUGUACACCGACCCCGGCACCAACCGCACGGUGCAGGAGAGUACCGAGAGCGGCCGCUACGGCGACGGCUCGCCCAAGGACAACGCGCAAGGCCUGGUCGGCAUCCCCCGCGGCGGCGGAGGGGGGAGCGGCCGCCACAUGGAAGGCUGCGCGCCGGGGAUCGACUACGAGAUCCCCAGGCCGCCCGGAGGAGCGCACGCCGCGGGGACGCCUCCGUCGUGGAUCGCUCUGGUGGCGCACGGGGGCUGCAGCUUGAAGGACAAAAUCGCCAACGCCGUGAGGAAGCGGGCGGCUGCCGUGGUGAUCUACAACGAGCCCAGGUUCGGCAACUCCACCCUGACCAUGUCCUAUAAUUACGGUACUGGCAAUGCAGUUGUAAUCAUGGUUGGAUAUCCCAAAGGGAUGGAGAUCUUGGAACUGGUGCAAAGAGGGAUACCAGUGAGGAUGUCUAUUGGUGUUGGCAAGCAACACGUGCAAGAAUAUAUCAGUGGACAGUCUGUUGUAUUUGUAUCAAUUGCAUUUAUCACCAUGAUGAUCAUAUCGUUGGCAUGGCUUAUAUUUUUUUACAUACAGCGCUUCCUCUAUAGUGGAUCGCAUUUUAGGAACCAGGGCCAUAGAGAAGAAACCAUAAAAGCAAUUGGCCAGCUUCCACUGCAUAUUGUAAAGCAUGAAGAUAAGGGCUUGAAUGUCGAUGCUGAAAAUUGUGCUGUAUGCAUUGAAAACUAUAAACCAAAGGAUAUCGUUCGAAUCCUGCCUUGCAAGCACGUCUUUCACAGGCAUUGCCUCGAUCCCUGGCUGCUGGAACACAGAACGUGUCCAAUGUGCAAACUAGAUGUCAUCAAAGCUCUCGGAUAUUGGGGAGGGCCUACAGAUGAACAAGAAGUUGCAAUGCCUGAAUCAACAAGUGGCAGCAUAUUGGCCGAGAGCUGGAGUAUUGCUGUGCCAGAAGAGAACAGAAAUGAAACAAGUGACUUAUCAGCAUCUUCUGCUAACGGAUCUGCAUUAAGUAGUAACGGUUUAAAAGAGGAUGCAGGUGAAAGAACAGCCUUACUUGAAACGGAUGGCAGAGAUAAUCGACAUGAAGAACACCUGUCUAUUGGAAACACUGUAUGAAAGCUUGACAGCUUGAACUGGGAGAGAAAUGUCUAUUUUGUUUUGUUUAAAUGCUGUGGACUUGUGAUCUAGCUUAAAUGUGUUACUUUUCUAAUUCAUGUUUCAAAAGGGCUAAUAACUAGAGGCUUUGCUUUGUAAGAAGAGUAAUACCUGAUACAAAAUGCAAUAACUCUAGUAUGAGUUCCUUCUUUUGACCAAAAAUGAGAGUUGAUAAAUGAGACAAAUUUAUGAGCUUGGGAGGGUUGGUGAGAACCAGAAGGAAAAAAAUAUCUGUUGCUACUUAGAAAACUGGCCUAUUUUAAAAAAAAAGCUCGUUUGGCACUUGUUGAGAUUGCUGCUCUUUUUCCAUGGAGAUUUCCCUUUGCAACUUCUUUUGUAAGAAACAGGUUCUCUUUCUUUGCUUGGUUUCCUCGCCCCUUGGUUUGUAGAGACACAAAUCGAGUUAAGGAAGGAAGCUCCCAAGUGAAAACUCCCCCUGGAAAAAGAGUAACAAGUUCAGAAGUAAUCUCUGUGCUAGAACAGCUAUCGCAAGAUCAAUACUAGGAGUACAAAUUGCACAGGUUAACAGAUAGAUGUCGGUGAUUUAUGAUAAAUGUACAUAUAGCACAUAUGCAACACUGAGGUUUACUUUUUUAAAACUGUUUUGAGUGCAUAGUAUGGACCUGCAAAGUAUUCCAAUAGUUGUGAGAAUUUCUGCCGCGUGCUUGCCGAAAAACCUGAUGACUUUUUCAUUUGCCUGUUAGGUCAAUAACUUUAAGUUGUGCCACACAGUUAUUGUAGCUGGCAGGCAACCUAUUAGUGCCUCGGGCAAUGCAAACAAGCUACCUUUGACUGUGAAACACAGUGGUGCAGCAGUCGUUCAUGUUGCGCAUGGAGAGUAAUUUAACUUAAACUCUUCUCCACUCUUUCUCUUCACUGUUGUUGUUUUUUUGGAAGGUGUUUUUGGAUUUUUCUCUACCGUAAUUCAGUCCUGAGAUGUUCGUAAAGUUGUUCGUAAAUUGUUUCUGUUAUGCAAAGGAUUGUUAGAGGUUUGCACAAUAUAGUUACUGGUUUUUUUACUGUGCUGAAUUAGCAGUAUUGUGCCUUAGAGUAGUUGAAAAGCACUAAGCCUGAAGUGUAUAAAAUAGAUACCACUGCACUGUUUAAUUUUUACCUCUGCUUCAGGUAAAUAUAUAUACAAUAAGCUCUAGAGGAAAAUGGUGAAUUGUGUAUUUAUAGUUCUCUUAAGCAUUGGAUGAACAUUUAAGAAUUCUAAUAGUUAUAAAUGAAUGUACGGAAUUAUACCGCCAAGUCUGUAAGAAACGUUUUACACUGUGUUUAAACUUAGAUAUUUGGUAAGGUGCUUUUUAAAAUAUGCAACCUAGUACUUAAAUUGGAUCAGUAUUUAAUUUCAGUGUUUUCAAGUUUGGGGAAGAGGAAUUCAAACAUGGGUGGGGGCAGAUGCAGGAAGAAACAGGGUGAAGAUUCUGAUAGAAAUCCUACCAAAAUAUUAUGGGGACCUUGCCACCUUCUCUGAUGAGAGUAACCCAGCCAUAUGUCAUGGAUUAAAAUUGGCCUCUGCAAGACCUGCCUGCAUCUUACAGCCAGCACUUAAUGGAGUGGACCAUGCCAUGACUACUCCCUGCGUCUUCAAUCAAUCAAUCAAUCAAAACCUUUAUUGGCAUCAUUUACAAACAUUUAAAAUAAAUAGUCCAGUACGAUCACAUCACCAACCCAUCAGUAAAGUCACUUGCCAAAAGGGAGGAGAGGCCAGCAAUCUAUUUUACCUCUGUGGGUCUCCCACAGGGGCAGGAUCCUGUAAUGUACUUCGGCGGCAAAAGAUCAAAUUGAGGAACUCAGCUACAGUCCUGGUACGCUCCUGGUCUCUCCCCUGUAAUAGGAAGCGUGUAACCUGUAUCUCCGGUUUCCAGUUUGGAAUACAUAGUUGGUCCAAGUAUUGCUGGUGGAUAUCAGCAUACAUUUUGCAUUCAAGGACCAUGCGAGCCAGAGUUUCAACUGGGGGCCCUCAAUAUUGAUGCUGCUUUCAAAAAGGAACUGCCUUUGAACUAUUCAGCCACUCAUCUUUCCCUACAUCCUUAGCACAAAACAGAUGUGAUACUUGGUUAGUUGUUUUCAGCACAUCACAACUCUGGCUUAGCAUCAAGGAAAAGGCAGGACGUUGUUUUUUGUGUGCCUUGAAAGUCUCCAGAUCCUUCCUAACAUUUACAGUGCAGCACCUGCUUGGAGAAAGCAGUAUGGUGUUUUUUCCCCGACAAACUCUUCUGGAACUUGCUCACACGGGGUCGGCGCUGACUGUUCUGCUACAUUCUUAAUUUUUAUCAGUGAGACAUACCUUCUUUCAACUAUUUUAAGGCAGAAAGAUUCCAUGUGUGGUCUGAAAAAGAUUGCCUUGCCUGCAGGUGUUUUCUCAUGUGACGGACAUGGACAUUUUGUAUAUAGGGCACUGGGUUUAAUUUAAAACGUGUGUGUGAAAAUGCACCUUAAAAAAAGGCUUGAAGUACAGUAGUAGGUAAACUGCCUUAAACCAAAAUAAGCCAGUUGGAAAUAACGUGAGCUGACUUUGCUCCUUUUGAAUGUCCAGUUUUUUAAGACAGUUGGCAGCAAAAGAAACCAGACAUGUUUCUGACUGGCCCUGUUUCAAGUGGGCCCUUCUGGUAUAGUGGUGUCCUGUCAGCUGAAAAGGCCUGUGUGUCCAUUUAUUGGAACGUAGUUUAAUAUUAAUCCUGAACAGAAAGCUACUGAUAACAGCUUGACUUGUUGCUGUACAAAACUCUGCACAAACGGUGUAACUUUUUAGAAUACUUCUAUUGCGGAGGGUUGCUGUUACAGACUAAAAUUGAGCAUGGCACCCUUCGUUACCAAAAAUCUUGCCAGGGUACAAUGUGCUUAAUCCCUUUUUUGAGCUGAACAUUCUAAUGGUGGGGUGAGGGGCACAUUGAAGCUUUCGCUUGAACUGAAAUAAAAAUAGUAGUUCCUUCAGAUGACAACAAAGGGAGGACAGGAGCAGGACAACUUAGUGAAGGAAUUGCCAGCUUCCUCUCUUGUCAGCUGCUUCCUGGUAAGCAUUCACUCCAUCAGUUCUCCUUGAAAUUUCCAAUGAAUAACUGGUUAUCAUUGUUUAUUACCUCUACCACCCUAGUCGACUUUUUUGGUUCUUGUUUGGACAUGUCUUUUAAGGUUGUGCACCUGAGGGCAGGGACUGUCUUCAUCGAUCUUUAAGCUUUGUGGGGAGCUCUUUUUGGCUAAAGAGCAGGAUAAAGCAGUUCUAUAAAUAAAUAAAAAUGCAGAAAGUACUUC
Zootoca vivipara (common lizard) is the source of this 4634-nucleotide messenger RNA. It is a transcript of the gene RNF149, whose product is annotated as ring finger protein 149. The record is from RefSeq and is a predicted model, not a curated record. Lineage: Eukaryota; Metazoa; Chordata; Lepidosauria; Squamata; Lacertidae.